Molecule: messenger RNA, 831 nt
Organism: Rhizopus microsporus ATCC 52813
Lineage: Eukaryota; Fungi; Mucoromycota; Mucoromycetes; Mucorales; Rhizopodaceae
Exons: 5
Coding region: 128-652 (174 amino acids)
Source: RefSeq, a predicted model, not a curated record
AAAAAAAAGAAAAACGUAAAGAGCAUAAGGGCCGCGCGUACUUUUGACUUUUCAGAAACUCCGACACGGCCUGCUGGGUGACAUAGACAAACUUUUUUCUUUCCUUUUUUUUUUUUUCACACAACUAAUGAUGAGUCCCGCCAAUUUCUAUAAUCAAGCCAUGAUACCUCCUCAUCCAAUGUCUUCACGUGGACCUACUAUAGGCAUUCCAAACCCUCAAUUCUUACAACAACAACAACAACAACAGCAGCAACAACAACAACAACAGCAGCAGCAACAGCAACAACCUCAGCAAUUUAGAAAUCAUAAUGCAUUAAUGGCAAAACGCGUGCCACAACCACAGCCUAACAAAAUGCGACAAAACAUGCCAAUUCCGGAGGAACUGGAAGAACCUUCAGGAGAUGAAUUAGACGACAUUUCAGCGAGAGAUAUUGCUGUGGCUCGAUAUAAACGAAAUCAUGAUUAUCUGUCAGAGAUAUUCACUCCAUAUAAAGCAGAGCAUAUCGUUCCACCACCUUUAGAAAUUCAACAAUCAAAGGAAGAGCUUGAAAAGCUAAUUAACAAGAACAGUUGGCUAUUGAACAAGAAAAGCAACACCAAGCAAAACUAUCAAGGUUCCAAAAAGAGCAUGAACUAUUUAAACAGUCCAUGAAUCGACUUGUACAAGCCAAGACUUUAGAGUCUAUUGAUGAGGUAUCACAGCAUAUAGCCAAAGAUAUGAAUGCUCGCCUUGAACAUAGAGUGGAACAAAUAAAAGUGCUGUCAAUACCAGGUUUAGAUGAUGAUGACAAAGAUACAAGGCAAAAUAUAAAAGAUGAUAACAACAUGGAU